AAGUAAUCCAAAAACAUCUGGCAAUCCAGUAAGACUUAGAUGUAUGCGUACUCUCGGCACCUCCCCUUCCUGUUAUUGGUCUGUGCUUAAAUGCUGGUGCUUCCAAACUUUUUCUCUUGUUUUGAAAGCUCAGAGAACCAGAGAAGACAAAAGAAGCAUGGUGAUUCCUACAGGCACGGCUGUCCACAAGCAGCCCACCCAGGUGGUGACAGUCGUCAGGACCGUUGAAAACUCUGGCCAAUGGAGCACCGACCUCUGUGAUUGCUGCUCUGAUAUGGAGAGCUGUUGCUGUGGCCUUUGCUGUUUCCCCUGCAUGCAGUGUGAUGCAGCCAAUAAACAUGGAUGGUGCUGUGCAAUGCCACUCCUGGACGUUUGUGGUGUGGUGUCCUGCUUACUCCGUGGCUCCAUCAGAGAGCGCCACAACAUCGAAGGCUCGUUCACUGAUGACUGCUGUAAAGUGUGCUUUUGUUACCCGUGUGUUUGGGGCCAGAUGCAUCGUGAGCUGAAGAUCAGGGAAAACAAGUAGCCCACCACCUCGACUGUGAUCAGCACGCAAGUCGUCUGUGGAUACGAUGCAAACAUUUUGGCUGUGUGAUGAGAGGCUAUGACUUUUUCAGGCCAAUAAAAUCCUUUAAUUUUA
Messenger RNA from Haplochromis burtoni (Burton's mouthbrooder), 640 nucleotides. Its product is annotated as cornifelin homolog B. Lineage: Eukaryota; Metazoa; Chordata; Actinopteri; Cichliformes; Cichlidae. Bases 44 to 526 code for a protein of 160 amino acids. The transcript has 4 exons. The record is from RefSeq and is a predicted model, not a curated record.